Molecule: messenger RNA, 1285 nt
Organism: Phaethon lepturus (White-tailed tropicbird)
Lineage: Eukaryota; Metazoa; Chordata; Aves; Phaethontiformes; Phaethontidae
Gene: TSLIG2
Product: chromosome unknown open reading frame, human C2orf49
Exons: 5
Biological process (GO): embryonic morphogenesis
Cellular component (GO): tRNA-splicing ligase complex
Source: RefSeq, a predicted model, not a curated record
GGAAACUCCUAUCCUCCAUCACCUACACGGGAAGCUUCCUCCCAGUCCUCUUGCGGUUUCCAGCCUUUGUACUGCCCUUAACGGUUUAUGUGGACAAAAAGAAGAAUAUACUAGUCAAAAAUGAGGUAAAGAUGGACAAAGAUGAUCUGACUGAUCUCUAUAUUCAACAUGCCAUUCCUCUGCCUCAGCGUGACUUACCAAAAAGUAGAUGGGGGAAAAUGAUGGAAAAGAAAAGGCAGCAAAAUGAGUUGAAAAGUGAGAAUAAAAGUGUUACAACAACAGAAGGUUUAAGGAAACGGCCAUUAAUUGUAUUUGAUGGCAAUUCAACAAGUACAAGCAUAAAGGUGAAGAAGACGGAGAAUGGAGCUGCCGAUCGCCUAAAACCUCCUCCAGCUGGAAGCACCACCAACACCGUUAGAAGAUUAUCAGUUCCUUCAAAUGCCUCAACAUACAUUUCAGCUUCCAGUUUAUCAGAGGACGAUAAGCUGGGAAUGAGGAAUAAUGAGACUAAGCAGAACAAUAUUUCAAAGACUAACAGCAGUGUAUUGGCUAGUCUGAAGGUGUACCCUUUGUCUCCAGUAGCAGGAACUACUGUUGUGAAGCUAAAGAGAGCUGUUCCAAAAGAAGAAUCUGAUUUGCCGAAUGACCUAAAGCCUACGGAAGCAAAGAAGAAAAUCCAGCAUGUUACAUGGCCAUGAAGUAGCCAAUGGGGCUUAAAAUAAAAAUGUUACUUCCAUAUUUUCAAACAGAUAAGUCAUAUUUAAACAGUUUAAGUACAAUUCUUUUUAAACCUCACAGGGAUUCAGAUUGCUGUGAAGUUUUAACAAGGUCAAAAGUUCCCUCUUCUAAAGCUGGAGUCAUUAUCACCAGUCACCUUAAGAGUGUCUACUCUUGUACACCAAGUAGUUCAUUACUUCUUUAAAAGCUGGUGAUGUUACAAUAUACUAAACCCUCCACUUUUAGUUUUCAAGAUUAUUAUGGUUCAUCUCCUGCAUGUCCCUAUGAUUCACACAUAUAAAUAUGGGGUUUUUUUAAUUUGUUUCAGUAAGAUUCAGUUUUGUUCCACUUCUGGUUAAAUAGUUAAAAUAGCUAUUGAGAUUUAGAGUGAUCCCAAGAGCCUUCUUGGCUUCAAAAAAGUAAUUAAUUUAGAUGAGAAAACUGACCAUUCUGCUGAUAAGAUAGUUUGAGACAAAAUUUCUUUCCUUUUCGUUGCACAGAACAGGAGUGUAGAAUUUACAGUGCAUGUUAGGUUGGUAAUAACAGAUGAACUAUUUAACAGCAUUAC